Messenger RNA from Homarus americanus (American lobster), 4530 nucleotides. RefSeq names its product methionine synthase-like. The transcript is spliced from 21 exons. Gene Ontology annotation, molecular function: cobalamin binding; methionine synthase activity; zinc ion binding. NCBI's taxonomy places the organism in Eukaryota, Metazoa, Arthropoda, Malacostraca, Decapoda, Nephropidae. The record is from RefSeq and is a predicted model, not a curated record. Bases 101 to 3880 code for a protein of 1259 amino acids. Gene Ontology annotation, biological process: pteridine-containing compound metabolic process.
GCUUUUGAAGUCUCUCGAGUUAUGGUCCAUCGCUGAGGCGGGUGUGAAGUGACGGUAUCCAGAACGUCCAAACACGUUACAGGUGUGAGUUGUAACGAAAAUGGCAUCCCAUAAACGUCCCGCUGCAAUGUCAGCUCGGUCACAGGAGAUUCACCAAGCGUUACAAGAACGUAUCUUGGUGAUCGAUGGAGCCAUGGGUACCAUGAUUCAGCGCCACAAGUUGUCAGAGGAGGAUUAUAAAGGAGAAGAAUUUAAAGACCAUGAAAGCCACCUGAAAGGCAACAAUGACCUUCUCUCUCUAACAAGACCACAAAUUAUUCUUGAAAUACAUAAAGCAUACCUAGAAGCUGGCUCGGACAUUGUUGAGACAAACACAUUCAGUGGAACUUGGGUAGCUCAGGCAGACUACCACCUGGAACACAUCUGUUACCGGCUUAACCUUGAAUCAGCACGACUGGCCAGACGGGCAGCUGAUGAAGUUACAGCAGCCACAGGGAAGCAGCGUUUUGUGGCUGGUGCCAUGGGCCCAACCAACCGAACACUCUCUAUAUCACCUUCAGUUGAACGUCCAGAUUACAGGAAUAUCACAUUUGAUGAGUUGGUCUCAGCAUACACUGAACAGGCCAGAGGGCUUUUAGAUGGAGGUGUUGAUAUACUGUUGGUGGAGACCGUCUUUGACACAGCUAAUGCUAAAGCAGCGCUCUUUGCCAUACAGACUCUGUUUGAGAAAGAGUAUGAACCUUUACCCAUAUUUGUGUCUGGAACCAUUGUGGACAAGUCUGGUCGAACCCUCUCAGGACAGACUGGGGAGGCCUUCGUUAUUAGUAUAUCUCAUGCACAGCCUUUGUGCAUUGGUUUGAAUUGCGCCUUGGGAGCCAGGGAGAUGCGGCCCUUUAUUGAAAACAUUGGACUAAAUACAACAUCUUAUGUCAUAUGCUACCCUAAUGCUGGUCUCCCUAAUACGUUUGGAGACUAUGAUGAGACUCCGGAGACAACAGCGAACCACAUCAGAGAAUUUGCCAAAGAUGGACUUGUUAAUGUGGUAGGAGGAUGUUGUGGCACAACCCCAGACCAUAUCAGAGCUAUUGCUGAAACUGUUGCCGCCAUCAAACCCCGAACUCCUCCUUCAGUUUUAUACAAAGACGCACAACUUCUUUGUGGCCUUGAGCCUAUGAGAAUCACAAGUCAAACUAAUUUUGUAAAUAUUGGUGAAAGAUGCAAUGUUGCUGGCUCCCGAAAAUUCUGUCGACUGAUUAAGAAUGGGGAGUAUGAAGAAGCCCUUUCUAUUGCUAAGGCUCAGGUUGAAAAUGGAGCACAGAUCAUUGAUGUUAAUAUGGAUGAAGGUUUACUGGAUGGCAAGGCAGCAAUGACACGCUUUCUUAACUUGAUAGCAACUGAACCAGAUAUUUGCAAAGUCCCAAUGUGUAUUGAUUCCUCGAAUUUUGAUGUGAUAGAAGCUGGUCUUAAGGUAACUCAAGGAAAAUGUGUUGUCAACUCUAUCUCACUUAAGGAAGGCGAGGAAGAGUUUAUAUACAAGGCCAACCUCAUAAAGAAGUAUGGAUCUGCAGUUGUUGUCAUGGCUUUUGAUGAAAUGGGCCAGGCUGUGGAUGUGGAAAAUAAAGUACGGAUAUGUCAGCGAUCUUAUAAAAUCCUUACUGAAAUUGUUGGGUUCAACGCCAAUGACAUCAUCUUUGACCCGAACAUCUUAACAAUUGCUACUGGAAUAGAAGAUCACAAUAACUAUGGCAUUAACUUUAUUGAAGCUACAAAAAGAAUUAAGGACACCUGCCCAGGGGUACGCAUUAGUGGUGGGGUGAGCAACUUCUCUUUUUCCUUUCGUGGGAAGGAAACAAUUCGUGAAGCAAUGCACGCUGUCUUUCUGUACCACGCCAUUAAAGCUGGCAUGGACAUGGGUAUUGUUAACGCAGGAUGCUUGCCUGUCUAUGAUGAUAUAGAACGUGAGCUGCUGCAACUCUCUGAAUCUCUCUUGUGGAACACUGACCCUGAUGGUACUGAAAAGUUAUUAGCAUAUGCUGAAAAAAGUUCAUCUCAAGUAAAAGUUGGUGCUGUUGUAGAUGACUGGCGGGGUAAGGAUGUGGAGGAGAGGCUGAAGUAUUCCUUGGUGAAAGGUAUUGAUAAAUUCAUAGUGGAAGACACAGAAGAAGCUCGUCUACAAGUAGAAAAAUAUCCCCGGCCACUGAGGGUUAUUGAAGGACCCCUUAUGAAUGGAAUGAGCAUUGUCGGUGAGCUGUUUGGUGCUGGGAAAAUGUUUCUGCCGCAGGUGAUUAAGAGUGCACGUGUAAUGAAAAAAGCUGUGGCGCAUCUGAUUCCUUUCAUGGAGGCAGAACGGGCUGCAAUGGUGAACGGACUUGGUGGUAGUGUGUCAGACACAGACAGAUAUAACGGUACUAUAGUGUUAGCAACAGUUAAAGGUGAUGUUCAUGAUAUUGGUAAGAAUAUUGUGGGUGUUGUGCUUGGAUGCAACAACUACAGAGUUAUUGAUCUGGGAGUGAUGUGCUCUUGUGACAAAAUAUUGCGGUGUGCUAUUGCAGAGAAGGCUGACAUCAUUGGGCUCUCUGGACUUAUUACUCCAUCACUGGAUGAGAUGAUCUUCGUUGCACGGGAGAUGGAAAGAUUAGGCCUUCAGGUGCCAUUACUCAUUGGUGGAGCAACAACUUCCAGAACUCACACAGCCGUUAAGAUCGCUCCAAAGUACACAAAUCCAGUCGUUCACGUUCUGGAUGCUUCCAAGAGUGUGGUGGUGUGCUCAUCUCUACUUGAUACCUCUUCAUAUGAUGAUUUUAUUGAUGAACUGAAUGAAGACUAUGACAUGAUCAGGGAAGAACAUUAUGAAAACUUACGAGAGAAGAAAUAUGUCAGUCUUGAGGAAGCCCGCAGAGGCAGGUUUAAGAUAGACUGGGAAAGUAUACCAAAGCCUGUGAUCCCAAAGUUUUUUGGCACAAAAGCAUUCAAGAAUUAUGACCUCACUGCACUGUUGCCCUACAUUGACUGGAAGCCAUUCUUUGAUGUAUGGCAGCUACGAGGCAAAUACCCCAACCGAGGCUAUCCCAAAAUUUUCAAGGAUGCUACAGUCGGAAAUGAAGCUAGACGAGUGUUUGAUGAUGCACAGAAGCUCUUGUCAAGAAUCAUAUCAGAAGGAUCCUUACAACCCCAUGGUAUUGUUGGUUUCUAUCCUGCCAAUUCUGUUGAGGACGACAUAGAACUUUACAGCGAUGAGUCCAGAUCAGAAGUUAUCGCCAAACUGUAUGGUCUAAGACAGCAGGCAGUGAAAGAAAGUCAAGACCCAUUCUGCUGCAUGUCAGACUUUAUUGCUCACAAAAAUUCUGGGAUUAAGGAUUAUAUUGGUAUGUUUGCUGUGACUGCAGGCUUUGGGGCAGAUGAAUUGUGUGCUGAGUUCCAGGAAGACUUUGAUGACUACAGUAUAAUUUUGGUGAAAGCAAUUGCAGAUAGAUUAGCAGAAGCCUUUGCUGAAGAGCUCCAUGAGAGAGUGAGGAAAGAUUUAUGGGGGUAUGCUAGUGAUGAAUACCUGGAAGCUAAUGACCUGCACAGACUUAAGUAUAUGGGAAUACGACCAGCUCCUGGAUACCCAAUCCAGCCAGAUCAUCAAGAAAAAUUAACUAUGUGGAACGUCAUGAACGUGGAGGAUCUGACAGGAAUUGGUCUGACAGAGGCGCUAGCUAUGACUCCCGCAGCCUCAGUCUCAGGACUCUACUUUGCCAAUCCUAAAAGUCAUUACUUCUCUGUAGGGAAGGUGGCGAGGGACCAGGUCGUGAGUUACUCUCAGCGUCGUGGUGCAGACAUCUCAGAAGUUGAAAGGUGGUUAAGCACGAACUUGUCAUAUGAUCCAACUGAGGAGUGAGGUGAUGAAGCCAAACAUUUACUGGUUAUUGAUCCUAAACCUCCAAGUCUACCUUAACUCAUUGAAUAUGAUAUCACCAUACUCAAGAGGUUAAGUCAUUGUACUGAGGGGAUUCAGUCAUCAUACUAAGGGAGCUCACUUAUUCUGAAAAGGUUAAAACAGUUGAACAUCAAUGUCCUGGUGUGACUAAUGCUGUUUGUGGAAGAUGGUACAAUAUGCUUAAAAAAGAAAAAGAAAAAAAGAAUUUAAACUUCUGCAUCAGAUAUUAUAAGUAUUGCACAGCAUAAGAUUUUGCAGGUUUAGUAUAGUAAUUUUAUAUCAUGAAAGAGAGCAGUAAUUUCAAGUGAAAAUGGUAUGAUAUGUAUGUCAAAUAUUCGCAUAAGAAAUUAGGGAAGGACGUUUACCAGUAGAUGUUUAUUUUUACAUAUUUCAAGAUGUAUAAAUCAGUGUACCUGUAAGUGUUUGUGUUUGUGUAUGUUUGAUGCUAAAUAGGGAUAAUCAUCCUAAUAAGCCUUAAAAUGCAGUUGACAUUUUUGACUGAUGAAUAUUUUGUAGUCGUAACAUAAUAGAAAUUACUCGCACUGUUGUUUGUUUCAUAAAAUUUGCUUAUUAUUUCUUAACACUCUUGCACAUAACCGAGGGGGGGUGGG